AUGCUUUCUCCUGAAACCCUCAUAUCAAUUUCUCAAUGGUUGACCAUUCUUCCUGGUAUUGCUUUGAUUGUUUUUGGUCUCUUUGGCGCGUUGAUGAAUUUGAUGAUUUUCUCUCGACAACGUUUUCGGAAGGCUUCGUCGAGUCAAUAUAUCUUAACUCAAUCUAUUUUCGAUAUGAUCACAUUAAGUAUUGCACUUCUUGCACAAGUGAUCGUUGGCGGUUUUGGGUACCCGUACUUGUUCUCUCUUCAGUCUAUCUGCACAUUUCGCAAUUAUGUCACACUAUUUUCUAGUCAAGCGGCUCUCUAUUCGAAAUGUUUGAUCGCUUUUGACACCUGGGCAUCGACAUCACGACAUGCAAGAAUUCGUCAAUGGACUAAACUCAAUCGAGCACGUUUUCUUAUCCUGAUGAACAUUCUCUUCUGGAUGUUAGCAAGUAUACCAUAUGGAGUUUUCACGAAAAUUUUACUCAUCAGAAACGUUUGGCAAUGCACGAUAGCCGGUCCGGGCAUUUUAACUUAUCAGGCCUAUUUUUUUGUUCCAUGUUUAAUUUUAUUCAUGCCCUUAUUCUCACUUAGCUUCUUCGGAUAUUUUAGUUAUGUAAAUAUGACAAGACCGACUGCUCUCGCUCACAUAAGACAAAUCAACCGGCAACUUGUGCGAAUGGUCCUUGUACAAAUUGCUGUUACAGUCAUUUCAUUUGUCCCCUAUGGGCUGCAGUUUAUUUAUUCAACUGUCACAGCCAAUUGGCAAAAAAGUUCGCAAUGGAUAGCGUUGGAUAGUCUCAUUGUACAAAUGACUCGUAUUGGCUUCUUUGUUAAUAACACGGUCGAAUUUUAUAUUUAUAUAAGUCAAUCAAAUGAUGUUCGAUUUACUUUUAAACGAAUAAUGAUGAAUCUCAAAGUCAUUCGUGGAGGAAAUCGUGUCUUUUCUAUCGAUGCCAGAAUACAUAAUAUAAAUACGACUUGA
Messenger RNA from Adineta ricciae, 969 nucleotides. The record is from the annotation of a GenBank genome assembly. NCBI's taxonomy places the organism in Eukaryota, Metazoa, Rotifera, Eurotatoria, Adinetida, Adinetidae.